CAUCGAACAGAAAGAUCUGUGGUCACAGGAUGAACAAAGCGGGAGAUAACAGCGGCAAAAACGCGCUCCGGAGCCAAAAACAGCCCAGAGCGCACCAGGUUGUCCAGAAGAAGAAGAAAGAAGCGACGUCGAAAGAUGCCCAAAGUGUGUCUUCCAAGGAGUCCGACUCUGGGAAAGAGGUGAAACCGGUGAAACGACCGGGGAAAGUCUCAGCAGGGGUCCCCGCGGAGUGCCCGAGGAGCCCCGGCGCGCACAGGAAACUGUCCGACGCCAGCAACGCGUCAGAAGACCUGAGCAAAGACUCCGGCUGCCUGUCCGGGAAACUGUCCUCCUCAGACAGCAGCUCAGAAAUAUCUGACUGUCCCUCGGAGACCAACAAGAACGAGUGUUUGAGCAGCGACGCCGAGUUAAGCUGGACAGACGGGAGAGUUUACGCGAGGCCGAUCGACGAAGCAGCAGGAAAACCGUGUGUCCGAGCGCAUCCCGGCGCCGCCGCAGCGCGUCUGGACUUCUUCAGUUCAGGAGAUUUUGCGGAUUUCAUGAUGGGAGAGACCACUGAAUACCUUGUCCGGGAGCUGGAAGAUUUGAGAUCAGAGAAUGAGUAUCUGAAAGAUGAACUGGAGGAGCUGCGCUGUGAGAUGCUGGAAAUGCGUGACGUGUUUCAGGAGGAGGAGGCGUACCAGCUGCAGGAGCUGCGGUCACAGCUGGAACAGGCCAAUAAGACGUGCCGCAUCUUGCAGUACCGCCUCCACAAGGCCGAGCGCCGCAGCAUCAGGGUGGCCCAGACUGGACAGGUGGACGGGGAACUGGUCAGGACCCUGGAACAUGAUAUCAAGGUUGCAAAGAAUGUUUCCCUCCGCUUGUACAAUGAACUGGAAGCAGUGCAGAAGAAAAAUUCCCAAUUGGACUGGGAAAACGAAAGACUGCGUGAGAAGACACAGGAACUCGAAGUGGCCAAGCAGGUGUUGCAGACGGAAGUGGAGAAAAGCAGAGAGAGCUCCUUGAAGAGAAAAACAAUCAGGCCAACAGUGAGUAAGGCUGAGAAGAGGCUCUCUCAACAGAUUGAGGAUGACAGCGCUGAUCUCAAGUGCCAGCUCCACUUUGCCAAAGAGGAAUUAGCUCUCAUGUGCAAGAAGCUCACCAAGCUGGUGUCAGAGAGCAAGGCCAUGCGCGAGGAACUGCCCAAAUACCACUCAGCCUACGGAGACAUCAAUGCCACCCAAUCAUCUGAAGGAAAGCAAAACUCCGCCCAUGCACGAGAGGCAGAAAUCAAAGUUCACCUGAAACUCGUCGAAGAGGAGGCCACGCUGCUGAGCCGGCGCAUCGUGGAGCUGGAGGUAGAGAACCGUGGACUGAGAACGGAAAUGAGUGACCUUAGGGAGAAAAUAGGAGGAGGAGACGAAGAAGAGGAGAGUCUGGAAGUGUUGGAGAAAAAGCUGUUGCUUACCAAUUCAGUGAAGGACGGAGAGGGAAGCGAACAAAGUGUGGAAAGAGGAUGCACGCAGUAUGAGCACGCUGAGGUCGAGGAAAGUAAAGGUGAUGUCCAGACACCUUUGAUUUGCAGCCAAUCACAAACUGAAGGGAUGAUUACAUCCUGCAACAGUACUCAAGAAGGUCUUUUAGGCGGCGAGUGGGAUCCUUCAGAUGGUCAGGGGAAUGAUGAGAACAAAAACCUGAUUGGAAGUGCCAGUGGACUCACUCAAAAAGACUAUAAAACUUUACUAGCUCUCAGAGACCAUUCCUGCAUUUUGAGUUCAGCCAUUCAGCUCCUCACAUCACCACCUAGAAACGGCCAUUGUUCAUCUCCAUUGUGUACGUUUGACUCCUUAAUAGAGGUGGAUCCAAAGUGCGACGUGCAGCAGAUGCUCCUUCCGGGACCUUUGAACGAAGCUUUGGAGCUCCUACAGACCAUGUUGUUGGCUUUCACUGGGAGGCUGGAAACACUUCUAAUGGGAGAAGAUUUCCAAAGAGCCUCCCUGCAGAAGGACGGGCACGUUUGGGAUUCCUGCAAAAGUUCUGCAGAGUCUGACAGGGAUGCUCGUAAUAUCAAAGAGUCAUCAGGUUUGCAGGAAUGUGCUGAAGAGUUCCACGUCACAGACACUAAUAAAGGAGCAAAAUCAAAACCACCAAGGUCGUCGUCAUCUCAGUGGGACCUUAUGCAUCGCUGGGGAGACCAAAAGGUGCGACUCUCUCUGCAGAUUCUCUGGAUUUUACAUCAGCAGUGUCAAAUUAAAGGAGAGGGACAAGAUGGAAAAGAGGGUAGAGACCAAAUUAAGACUGCGCUGCAGCAGCUGUUGCAGGAUCUUGGUGCAGAGCUCCAGAAUGAGCAAACUGAGGCAAAGGAUACACGGGGAAGAGCGGCUGAGUGUGCAGUCAGUGCCGUCUUUGACAGUGAAGGAAGCUCUGCAGAGGACAGGUCAGUGUCUCUCAAAUGCACAGCUCCAAGCAAAAGAACUAGGAGACCUUCUCCACAUGAGAUGAAGAACUGGCGUUAUCUGAGCCAGGAGGCCGCCCUGCUGGACCGAGAUGACCCUGUUAAGAUGUGGGACCAUCCAAUCAUGCCUGUUAGCUUUCCUGAUCUUGACUUUGAGCAGAUUUUCACGAAGAGGAGCCACACUGCCCCGGAGAAGACUGCCUGCCGCAUCUACUACAGCCCCCCGUCCGCCCGCAGAGUCCAGCUGGCUCAGCUAACGCAAAGCCUGGUCACAGAGAGAGAAUCUGCCAAUACUCUGUCUCCUUGGUGCAUGCCGCCGACCUCUUUUUCUCCACUCUGUCUGGGCUCAACGUCUAAUUUGAGCGAUGAUGUUAAGGAGAUGACAGCCGGGUGGAGCAGAGGUGUGUCACGUGAGCGCUGGGUGGACGUGGCCUGCUCGGGGACUCAGACCCACACCCGGCCCCAGAUGGUGAGUGUGGGUCUGCAGACCGACGCAGCGCAGGGGCCCUUCAGUGUGAGAACCAGCCCCUCUCGGGUCCUGACCUCCUCAUUGGUGUCUGCUCGUGCUCACCACAUCUCCACCUCACUGGACGGUGUCACCGGGAGGAUGGAGAGGCUGAGAUCCACCACCGCCUCCCCGAAACUGUACCGAAGGCACUCUGCAGGCAGCACGUCGGCUAUUCCCCAGUCCCACACUUUUAGUUCUUCAUCAUCUCUUGCUGCUUCCAGAGAGCGAGCGUUGUGGAAUCUGCCUCAUCAGAGUCACACGGGCAUGGCAUGGACCCGCCAAACACAUCACCGAGCAAGCGGAGGGUCACUUCAGAGUGCCGUGAGCAGCGAGCGUUCAGGACGGAUCACCAAGGCCUCCGGCAAAUCUGCAGCAGCCAACCGUUACGGGCUGGUCACAGAGUUCCUGCGCAGGGUGAGCGGCCGCGCUGACAAACCGGCAUCUGGCUCAGGUCAGAAAACAAAGGGUGGGAUGAAAAACCUGGAGCGUGUGCCGACUCGGCAUCCUGCCAUCCAGAUGCACAGGAAUGACAGUGUGACCAGGAUCGUCAACCAGAGGUUUAUGAAGCAGAGAGACGAGGCCAGCCGGGCCCAGAAAGGAAGCGGUUUGACCCAAAGCGUGAGACACAGCCUGAGUGCGGUCACGGCAGACGAUGGAAACGAUUGCAGUUCCAGCAGCACCCUGACGUUCUGCUUUGCUCGUCCAUCUCGCACAAAUCAGCGACAGUUGUCCCCUCAUAACAAAGUCCACCGACAUAGUUCAUCACCACCAGUGAGCAUUGCUGCAGACUCCAGCUGUGAGUGAAGAUGCGACAAAAACAGCUGAGCCCAGUCGGAACCCUGAGGAACACAAUUUAUAAUGCAAAUCUUAAAGUGUUACAGUCUGGAAAGUAUUCACAGCGCUUCACUCCUUCCACUUUUUAUGUUACAGCCUUAUUCCAAAAGGGUCUGAGGU
This is a messenger RNA of Thalassophryne amazonica, 3896 nucleotides long. RefSeq lists its product as uncharacterized. Bases 30 to 3746 code for a protein of 1238 amino acids. The record is from RefSeq and is a predicted model, not a curated record. Lineage: Eukaryota; Metazoa; Chordata; Actinopteri; Batrachoidiformes; Batrachoididae. The transcript is spliced from 10 exons. Gene Ontology annotation, biological process: regulation of autophagy.